AUUCAUUUCUUUGGUUGUAAGAGCUGAAUUCCCCCCCAAAAUCAAAGAGCUCCCCGUCCAUCUUUGCCUCUUCUGUGUUCUCUUGCUGCCGCCUUUCCGGCCGCCGGAGACUCAGAUUGCAGGAAAGACCGACCGGCAGCAGAGCGUUUUCCCCCCCUAUCCUAAUUGUACACCAUGCAGCACACCGGAGCCUUCGUUUUUGGCAUUCUAGGUAACAUCAUAUCAUUUAUGGUCUUCCUGGCUCCUGUGCCGACGUUCUGGCAGAUCCAUAAGAAGAAGACGAGCGAAGGCUACAAAUCGCUGCCUUAUCUGACCGCACUCUUCAGCUCCAUGCUCUGGCUCUACUACGCUCUCCUCAAGAAGCAAGACGCUCUCCUCCUCAUGACCAUCAACGCCUUCGGCUGCGUCAUCGAGACCGUCUACACCGCGCUCUUCAUCGCCUACGCACCCAAGAAAACCCGGGUGGCGACGAUUAUGUUGUUUGUCGGGUUGAACGUGGCGUUGUUCUCCACGGUGCUUCUGGUCAUACAAUUCGCGGUCAAGGAAGAUUACCGGGUGAACGUCCUCGGCUGGAUUUGCGUCGGCUUUGCCGUCGGCGUCUUCGCCGCACCUUUGAGCGUCAUGGCCACGGUGAUCAAGACGCGAAGUGUGGAGUUCAUGCCCUUCUCUCUUUCCUUCUUCCUCACGUUGAGCGCCGUCGUGUGGUUUGGCUACGGAGUUUUCAUCCACGACCUUCGUGUCGCGUGUCCGAACGUGAUAGGCUUCGUGUUUGGGCUGGCCCAAAUGACGCUCUACGCGGUUUACAGAAACGCCCACAUCGCCGACCAGAAGAAAGAGAACGAAAAGAAGCUUCAGCUACAGGAUAGUAAGUUGCCCGUGAAGAUGAAGAGCAUUCACCGGAGGAGCGGCCUGGGUACGCCGGAGGUUCACCCGGUCGACGGACAGAGCAACGACGACGAGGAAAGGGACGACGGAGACGAAGGUCGCGGCAAGGGUAACAGUAACGGUGGUGGGGGAAUUAGGAGGGACCAAGAUGACUCUCCAGUUUGAAAGUUGCCAAGUCAACAAACGAAAGAAGCUUCAUCAUCAAUUGUAUCCUAAUAUUAAAAAAAAAAAGCAACGAUAUUACUUACUCUUUGUACCUCUUAAUUUUUUUCUUCGUUUUUUCCUUCUUUUAUUUUCUGGGUUAUAAUUCUAAACAAGAAGCUAAUGAUCAUCAGUUGUACGUACGUACUUUUGUUCCUUUUUUUUUUCUUGCUUAUGGUAAUUUUGUACUUUGUUUUCUUUUAAAUGUAAGAUGGGGGAACAAUUUAGUAUAUAUAUAAUCUUUGCAGAUCUUUGGAUUACUUCACUUUUUCGUUCACUUAAUUCACAAUAAGUCGAUGCUUUAUUGGUUUGUUUCGUUCAUCUAUCCAUCUAAGUUUACAAAUAAAAUUGUGUAAAUAUUGUGAAAGUCUUAUAUAUAUAUGCUCAAUUAAGUCAUGCACAUUUACUUUGUUGUGUAUGAUAUUUAAUGACGUGAAAAAAUUAUUACUCAUUUGAAACCAAACUUUUUAUAUUUCCUAAAUUUUUCGUCUGUUUUUACUAGUUUUGCAUCAAUAAACACUAUUUUCGUUGGCCUUGCGUCUUGCCCUGUUGUCAUACAAGACAAGUUCCAAUAGCUGCUUUAAAUACUAAGAACUUCGUGUCCAUCCAGUCAGUAACCAAAAAAGUAGCUAAUAGUAUAGUUAGUAAAAUACGAUACGGGAAAGUUACGUAUAAAAUAUGUACGGGUAUUUUACUUCAUUUCUAAGUUAAUGUUACGUUUAAUAGUAUGUUAAUAGUCAUAAAUAUAUUAAAUUAAUUAUUUUAAAAAUAAUUAAAUAUAAAAAUAAUUGUAAAGAACAAUUUGAUCUAUUAAAUACGGAUAUUAAACGUGUCAUACGGGUUUUAUAUGUGUUUAGUACGGGAACCAUCAAAUGAACGGGGGAAAAUGAAACGGCUUGACAAUAAUACGGAUAUGGAAGUUUUAAAUAGAUAAAGUACGUACGGGUACAUAUACGUGUAUUAAAUUGAGUAUUUCUCUCGCAUUAUUUGGAUGGGGAUGUGGACUAGGAUUUUAACACAAUUCCUCAUAUUCUUGGAUUUUAUUACAAUUUUGUUUGGACAGACUCCAAAAGAUGGUGAAUUUGAUCAUGCAGAAUUUCAAAAAUUCUGCAAUUGAAGGAUUUCAAAAUAGUAAACCCUCAUGAAAUUUGAAAUAUUAUUUUUUUCUCCAACUCUAACUCUUCUACCCAUUCUCUUCCUCUCCUUCCAAGUUCCAACCCCCAAUCUGAAAAUGGCCACCUCCUUCAACAUUCUCCAACCUCUCCUCCUCCGUCGUCUUCCGACCUCUGAUGUGUCCUCUUCCACCGUCCUUUGACCUGUCCCCUUCCACUGUCUCUGAACAAAUCCUAAAAGAAGCCAAGAAGCAAAAGCGAGACUCCACCACCCAUAGCAAAUACACCGUACUCCUGACGUGCUCCCACCACCGUAGUUUUUUCCAAGCCGACUAUGAAAUUAUGUUCUUCGAUUGAUUGCAUCUAGGUUCUUCGAGUUUUGGAUUCUCCGAUUAAUUGCAUCUGGUGUAGGGUUUCGAACAACAACGAUGAUUUAUGAAACUCGAACCGGAGCUGGGACUUUGAAUGGCGGCGAUGUCUAGUUGUAAGUCGAGAGAGUGGUGAAUUCAGGGUUUAAGAAAUCUUCUUCUUCCUAGUUUUCAUCAACGACGGAAGCGAAAGGGAGGACAAUGAUGAUGAUGAUUUUGACCUCCUUUGGGUCUCUGGAAGACGAUGAUCUGAUGAUUUCCGUUCUCCGCUCAUCUGCAAUUUAGAGAAAGAUGGAUGAAGAAGACGAACAAUAAAGUACAAAAUGACUU
Molecule: messenger RNA, 2896 nt
Organism: Linum trigynum
Lineage: Eukaryota; Viridiplantae; Streptophyta; Magnoliopsida; Malpighiales; Linaceae
Source: the annotation of a GenBank genome assembly